Hydractinia symbiolongicarpus is the source of this 938-nucleotide messenger RNA. RefSeq lists its product as uncharacterized. The transcript has 3 exons. The record is from RefSeq and is a predicted model, not a curated record. The coding region runs from base 19 to 879 and encodes 286 amino acids. Lineage: Eukaryota; Metazoa; Cnidaria; Hydrozoa; Anthoathecata; Hydractiniidae.
GCUACACAAAUAAAAAGCAUGGCUUUUAUUUUGUCUUUAAUGGAUAAAGGUAAUGGAUUUUUGGACCGAUUUUUAAUUAUAACGCCUCGUUCAUACUGUCCGAUGCCCAAGGAACAACAAAUCGCCCAACAAUCCUCAACAACCAUCGAUAUCAAGGAUAUUUAUGCCAACUAUGUACACAUAGAUAAUACAAUAUUCUAUUUUGACGAAAAUGCGUUAAAAUUGUACGACAACAUGGAGACACAGUUUUUGACCGAUCUAAACAACGAUCUUUUGCACGGCAGACCAACCAGCAAGUCUAAAAAACCAGAGUUAAUUCCAAAAGUUGCUGUCGCUCUACACACAGUGGAAUACUUUUAUAAUGCCCUUUUUAAUGAAGUUGAAUUUACAUGUCUACCAGAAGCUAUUUCCUUGCAAACAUUGGAACGUGCCAUAAUGUUUGUUGAAUCAAUUGAUGAACAGAAAGAAUUAUUUUACACAUAUAUCACAGAAUUGGUUAGUACCAGCAAAACACCAUCAGUUAAACGUGCCCCAACUUCUGAUGAAUAUAAAAAAGCUGUUUUAAUGACACCGGGUGCCUUCGUCACAUACAGAUCCUUCAAACAAAGUACAUCAAAAAGAUUUCGCGGUUUACUAUCCCAAGAAUUUGUUAAGUUUAUAGAAAACUUUGUUAACAAAGACAUUGGUCGUUUGGUUAGUGUAAGAGCAGUUGGGUCAUCAAAAUCAUCAAAAGUAUUCGUUAAAAAAGAAUUUAGGGACUUGCCAUCCGAAAUAAAAAAUUGGUUACAAGAAAGUGAAUAUGAAACAAAAAGGCUCGCCAAACAUCCUGUUUGUAUUACGGAUCGGAUUAUCGAGUCUAUUAAUCUUGAAAUUCAUUAGCAAAAAUUUUUCAAAUAAUCCUUUUUCUAUAUCCAUAGAAUAAGUCGUUCUUAUUUAUA